Molecule: messenger RNA, 600 nt
Organism: Aureobasidium musti
Lineage: Eukaryota; Fungi; Ascomycota; Dothideomycetes; Dothideales; Saccotheciaceae
Source: the annotation of a GenBank genome assembly
AUGGAGUUCCCCGCUCCCUUCGGUCGUGAGAUGUCCAAGGAGGAGGCUUACAUCGCUGAGAUGGACGCUAAGACUGGUGCUUCCCUCAAGCUGACCAUCCUCAACGGCAACGGUCGUGUCUGGACUCUUGUUGCUGGUGGUGGUGCUUCGGUCGUCUACGCUGAUGCCAUCGCCUCUGCUGGUUACGCUGGCGAGCUUGCCAACUACGGCGAGUACUCUGGUGCUCCCACCGAGACCCAGACCUUCCACUACGCCAGAACCGUCCUUGACCUCAUGCUCCGUGCUCCCAUGCACUCCGAGGGCAAGGUUCUCUUCAUCGGUGGUGGUAUUGCCAACUUCACCAACGUUGCCUCUACCUUCAAGGGUGUCAUUCGUGCCCUCCGUGAGGUUGCUCCUCUCCUCAUCGAGCACAACGUCAAGAUCUGGGUCCGCCGCGCUGGCCCCAACUACCAGGAGGGUCUCAAGAACAUCAAGGCCGUCGGCCAAGAGCUCAAGCUCGACAUGCACGUCUUCGGUCCCGAGAUGCACGUCUCCGGUAUCGUCCCCCUUGCCCUCGUCCCCGGCAAGUACACUCCCGACAUCAAGGAGUUCGGUGCAUAA